GAGGGGUCGGCUGCUCCUCCUGGGCAGUGUCCACUUGCUCAAGCUGUACCACCUGCCUUGAGUCUGUGCUGCCGCCUGGAUGCGGUGGCGGGACCGCGUGGCCGUGCUCUUCUUCCCACAAGGCAUGAUUCUCACCAUGGCUGCACUGAUGCUCUUCUUCAUACACCUGACCGUCUUCGCCAGCGACGUGCACAACUUCUGCAUCACCCACCACUAUGACCGCAUGAGCUUCCGCUACACAGUUGUCCUGAUGUUCUCCCAGGUGGUCGGCAUCUGCUGGGCCGCCAUGGGGUCACUCUACGCUGAGAUGACACAUGACAAGUUUCGUCGAUGCUUUUCCCUGACCGUCCUGAUGCUCAACGGAGCCAUGUUCUUCAACCGCCUGUCCCUGGAGUUUCUGGCCAUUGAGUACCGGGAAGAGAACCACUGAGGCCUGGGGCCCAGGCUGAGAAGGGGGAAGGAAAAGGCUGCUUCGGGUGUUUUAAUAAAGUCUGUCAUUUAUUUCCA
Messenger RNA from Lipotes vexillifer (Yangtze River dolphin), 507 nucleotides. RefSeq names its product catsper channel auxiliary subunit eta (gene CATSPERH). The coding region runs from base 80 to 430 and encodes 116 amino acids. Lineage: Eukaryota; Metazoa; Chordata; Mammalia; Artiodactyla; Lipotidae. The transcript has 3 exons. The record is from RefSeq and is a predicted model, not a curated record.